Messenger RNA from Staurois parvus, 315 nucleotides. Lineage: Eukaryota; Metazoa; Chordata; Amphibia; Anura; Ranidae. The record is from the annotation of a GenBank genome assembly.
UCUUCUUCUUCAAUUGAAGCUGCUUCUGCUCCGCCACUCUGCCAUUGGACUCUUGAUAGUCCUCCCCACACUGCUGCUGGGGGGGUACUUUUUAACAUAGGCCUCUGCCCUAAUCUGUCAUCCCCCAUGACUCCUCAUGCUGCUGCCAGGCCCGUAAUCUGUCAUGGGCCCCUGUACCGCCUCCUCAUGCUGCUGCCAGGUCCAGAGUGUGUCAUGGGUCCCUGUACGGCCUCCCAUUGCUGCUGUCUCCAUCGCCCACACUCUGCCAUGUGCAACUUUCAGGUCUCCUCACACUGCUGGUGGGUUCCAUUUUGU